AUGCGGUUGCUCCCGGAAUGGCUUCUCUUGCUCUUUGGCCCGUGGCUCCUGAGGAAGGCCGUCAAUGCGCAGAUACCGGACUCCGGGAGGCCGCAGUACCCGGAGCUGCGCCCCGCCUCGGCCGGAGGUGGCGCCCCAGGCCAUCAGCUCCCGGCAGCGCCCAAGUCCUCCGACGGCCUGGGCACCGCGCGCGCCUGGAGCUGGGCCUGGCCGGCUAACCACACGGGGGCACUGGCCCGGGCCGGGGCGGCGGGAGCGCCCGCGCAGCGCACGAAGAGAAAGCCGUCCAUCAAAGCGGCCCGCGCCAAAAAGAUCUUUGGCUGGGGGGACUUUUACUUCCGGGUGCACACUCUCAAGUUCUCGCUGCUGGUGACGGGGAAGAUCGUGGACCAUGUGAACGGCACCUUCAGCGUCUACUUCCGCCACAACUCGUCCAGCCUGGGCAACCUCAGCGUCAGCAUCGUGCCGCCCUCCAAGCGUGUGGAGUUCGGGGGCGUCUGGCUGCCGGGGCCCGCCGCCCACCCGCUGCAGUCUACGCUGGCCCUGGAGGGGGUGCUCCCCGGGCUGGGGCCCCCGCUGGGGAUAGCGGCGGCGGGGCCGGGGCUCGGGGGCGCCCUCGGCGGUGCGCUGGCGGGUCCGCUCGGGGGCGCGCUGGGGGUGCCUGGGGCCAAAGAGUCGCGCGCUUUCAACUGCCACGUGGAGUACGAGAAGACGGACCGCGCGCGCAAGCACCGCCCGUGCCUGUACGACCCGUCUCAGGCGUGUUUCACCGAGCACACGCAGAGCCAGGCCGCCUGGCUGUGCGCCAAGCCCUUCAAAGUCAUCUGCAUCUUCGUCUCCUUCCUCAGCUUUGACUACAAACUGGUGCAGAAGGUGUGCCCAGACUAUAACUUCCAGAGCGAGCACCCCUACUUUGGGUAG
Messenger RNA from Rangifer tarandus platyrhynchus (Svalbard reindeer), 921 nucleotides. Lineage: Eukaryota; Metazoa; Chordata; Mammalia; Artiodactyla; Cervidae. The record is from the annotation of a GenBank genome assembly.